GAGACCGCUGCCCCGGGCGGUGGGGCGGGGUCCCAGGUUGUAGCGAGUUCCGGGGAAAGGGUGAGUCUGGAAUGGGGCGCGAGGGAGCACGCCCGGGAGAUCAUCAGGAAGGAUGCCGCUGGCGGAACUGCCCUUUGCAGGAGGUGGUUAGAAGCCCCCACACUGCCUUGUGACUGAUCGAUGCCGGGGUAACCACAAGGGAAAAAUCCUGUAGUAAUUUCAUCCAAACACAGACAGCAGGAUAAGAAACAAGGAAGAACCUGUCUACAAAACAACCAGAAAACAACAGAAUGGCAAUAAUGGGGAGACUGAGGCCCAACAUGACUAAGUGACUUGCACCUGAGUUGACACAAGAUUCACCCCCAGGUCUGUCUGACCACCCAGGUUAUUUUGGAAAGGCAGGCCAGCUGUCAAGAACAUGCCUCUGUGCCAAUGGAGGGCCACCACCAGGGGCAGGCAGCCCAACGGGGACGGAGCUCAGCCCAUGGCCACCAGAGAAGGCCUGAAAGUGCUUCUGCACUGGGCUGGCCCCAGUGGUGGGGAGCCCUGGGUCACCUUCACUGAGCCCACACUGACCGCGGAGGAUGUCUGCAUCCACAUCGCACACAAAGUCGGCAUCACUCCACCCUGCUUCAAUCUUUUUGCCCUCUUCGAUGCCCAGGCCCAGGUCUGGCUGCCUCCAAAUCACAUCCUGGAUACCUCCAGGGACUCCAGCCUGACGCUGUACUUCCGCAUGAGGUUUUAUUUCCGAAACUGGCAUGGCACGAAUCCUCAGGAGCCAGCUGUGUACCGCUGUGGGCCCCCAGGGGCCGAGACUUCCUCAGAACAGGCAGAGCAGGGGGUGCAACUCCUGGACCCUGCCUCCUUUGAGUACCUCUUUGAGCAGGGCAAGCAUGAAUUUGUAAAUGACGUGGCAUCACUAUGGGAGCUGUCCAGUGAGGAGGAGAUCCACCACUUUCAGAAUGAGAGCCUGGGCAUGGCCCUUUUGCACCUCUGCCACCUCGCUCUCCGCAACGGUGUCCCCCUUGAAAAGGUGGCCAAGAAGACCAGCUUCAAGGAUUGCAUCCCACGCUCCUUCCGGCGGCAGAUCCGGCAGCACAACGCUCUGACACGGCUGCGCCAACGGAGCAUCUUCCGCAAGUUCCUGCGGGCCUUCCAGCCGGGCUGCCUGUCCCAGCAGGUCGUCAUGGUGAAGUACCUGGCCACGCUCGAGCGACUGGCACCCCGCUUUGGCACAGAGCGUGUGCCCGUGUGCCACCUGGAGCUGCAGUCCCAAGCCAACGGGGAGCCCUGCUACAUCCGGGACGGUGGGCAGGCCCCUCCCGACCCCGGGUCUGAGUCUGCUGCUGGACCCCCCACCCACGAGGUGCUGGUGUCAGGCACGGAAGGCAUCCGGUGGCGGCUGGUACCGGCGGAGGGGCCUGCUGAUGGUGGUGCUGGUGGUGGCAGCAGGAUGCCUGAUGCUGACCCAUCUGGGAAGAAAAUGAAGGCCAAGGAGGUGGACAGCGAGCCAGUGGACAGGCCUCGAGAGAGCCCCUGGUCCUACUUCUGUGACUUCCAGGACAUCACCCACAUGGUGCUGAAGGAACGCCACGUCAGCAUCCAUUGUCAGGACAACAAGUGCCUGGAGCUGACCCUGCCUUCCCGGGCUGCGGCCCUAUCCUUGGUGUCGCUGGUGGAUGGCUACUUCCGCCUGACCACCGACUCAAACCACUACCUGUGCCACGAGGUGGCUCCUCCACGGCUGGUGAUGAGUAUCCAGGAUGGUAUCCAUGGCCCCCUGCUGGAGCCAUUUGUGCUGGCCAAGCUGAAGCCCGAGGCUGGCCUCUACCUUAUCCACUGGAGCACCAGCCACCUCCACCGCCUCAUCCUCACGGUGGCCCAGCGCGACCAGCUGCAGGCUCCGGGCACUAAGGGCUUGCGCCUGCGGAAGUUCCCUAUCGAGCUCCAGGCCGGGACAGUCAUGCUGGAGGGCUGGGGCCGGUCUUUCCCCAGCGUGCGGGACCUGCGGGCCGCCCUGCAGGACUGCUCGCUGCGGGCCGGCGACGACUGCUUUUCCCUGUGUCGCUGCUGCCUGCCCCGGCCUGGAGAGAUCUCCAACCUCAUCGUCACGCGGGGGCCUCAGGCCAGCACCAGACCGCUCAACCUCAGUCAUCUCAGCUUCUACCGAGUCCGCCAGGAAGACAUCACCCAGCUGUCCCACUUGGGCCAGGGCACAAGGACCAACGUGUAUGAGGGCCUCUUGCGAGUGGGGGGCAGAGGCCCCGAGGAGGACAAGGCAGAUGGCGAGGAACCCCCCACGCCCGCUGGGGACCAUGGGCAGGAGCUGCGCGUGGUACUCAAGGUGCUAGACCCCAGUCACCACGACAUCGCCCUGGCCUUCUACGAGACAGCCAGCCUCAUGAGCCAGGUCUCCCACGUGCACCUGGCCUUCGUGCACGGUGUCUUCGUGCACGGCUCCGAGAACAUCAUGGUGACCGAGUACGUGGAGCACGGGCCCCUGGACGUAUGGCUGCGGCGGGAGAGGGGCCGCGUGCCCCUGGCCUGGAAGUUGACAGUGGCCCAGCAGCUGGCCAGCGCCCUCAGUUACCUGGAAGACAAAAGCCUGGUUCAUGGCAACGUGUGUGGCCGGAACAUCCUGCUGGCACGGCUGGGGCUGGUGGAGGGCACCAGCCCCUUCAUCAAGCUGAGUGACCCCGGCGUGGGCCUGAGUGCCCUCUCCAGGGAGGAGCGGGUGGAGCGGAUCCCCUGGACAGCCCCUGAGUGCCUGUCUGGUGGAGCCAACAGCCUGAGCACCGCAGCCGACAAGUGGGGCUUUGGUGCCACCCUCCUGGAGAUCUGCUUCGACGGCGAGGCCCCCCUGCAGGGCCGCAGUCCCUCUGAGAAAGAGCGCUUCUACCAGAAGCAGCACAAACUGCCUGAGCCCUCGUGCCCAGAGCUGGCCACACUCACCAGCCAGUGCCUGACCUACGAGCCAGCCCAGCGGCCAUCCUUCCGCACCAUCCUGCGUGACUUCACUCAGCUACAGCCCCAGAAUCUCGCUGAUGUCUUGUCUGUGAGCCCGGAUUCACUGGCUUCAGAUCCCACGGUUUUCCACAAGCGAUACUUGAAAAAGAUCCGGGAUCUGGGUGAGGGUCACUUCGGAAAGGUCAGCCUGUAUUGCUACGACCCCACCAACGACGGCACUGGUGAGAUGGUAGCCGUGAAGGCCCUCAAGGCAGGCUGCGGUCCCCAGCUCCGGACGGGCUGGAGGCGAGAAAUCGACAUCCUACGCACGCUCUACCACAAGCACAUCGUCAAGUACAAGGGCUGCUGCGAGGACCAAGGCGAGAAGUCGAUACAGCUGGUCAUGGAAUACAUGCCCCUGGGCAGCCUCCGAGACUACUUGCCCCGGCACAAUGUCGGGCUGGUCCAGCUGCUGCUCUUCUCCCUGCAGAUCUGCGAGGGUAUGGCCUACCUGCACACACAGCACUACGUGCAUCGAGACCUGGCCGCGCGCAACGUGCUGCUAGACAACAACAGGCUGGUCAAGAUCGGGGACUUCGGCCUCACCAAGGCCGUGCCCGAAGGCCACGAGUAUUACUGCGUGCGCGAGGAUGGGGACAGUCCUGUGUUCUGGUAUGCCCCGGAGUGCCUGAAGGAGUGUAAGUUCUACUUUGCAUCAGACGUCUGGUCCUUUGGGGUCCUCAUGUAUGAGCUGCUGACCUACUGUGACUCCAGCCAGAGCCCUCCCUCGAAAUUCAUUGAGCUCAUAGGCCUCACCCAAGGGCAGAUGACUGUGCUGAGGCUCACAGAGCUGCUGGAACGAGGGGAGAGGCUGCCACAACCAGAGAGAUGCCCCUCUGAGAUCUAUUGCCUCAUGAAGGACUGCUGGAAGGCAGAGGCCUCAUUCCGCCCGACCUUCCAGAACCUCGUACCCAUCCUCAGAUCAUACCACGAGAAAUACCAAGGCCAGGCCCCCUCGGUGUUCAGUGUCUGCUGAAGCCCACCAGCAGCUCUGUUUGAGGGGGUUGGAGCAGACAGUACCCACUGAGAGCAACUCCUGGUCCUUAACCUAAGAGGAGCUCAAGACGGGAGGCCAGCCUCACCGACUCCCUGUGCCUUACCACUAUCAGGAGACCCCACCCCAGUGAACUGACUUUCCUAGGCUUAUUCCGUUUGGACUGCUGUAACAAAAUACUGCAGACAGAGUGGUUUAUAAACAACAGAAAUUUA
Bubalus bubalis (water buffalo) is the source of this 4215-nucleotide messenger RNA. RefSeq names its product tyrosine kinase 2 (gene TYK2). The transcript is spliced from 26 exons. Bases 419 to 3982 code for a protein of 1187 amino acids. Lineage: Eukaryota; Metazoa; Chordata; Mammalia; Artiodactyla; Bovidae. Gene Ontology annotation, cellular component: cytoskeleton; cytosol; membrane. The record is from RefSeq and is a predicted model, not a curated record. Gene Ontology annotation, biological process: cytokine-mediated signaling pathway; intracellular signal transduction; cell differentiation. Gene Ontology annotation, molecular function: non-membrane spanning protein tyrosine kinase activity; ATP binding; cytokine receptor binding.